UAUGCCAUCGCGUGUUUGUAGUGGACAAUAUAUGGUAAAAUAGGACGAGCAUCCACAUUUAUUCGAAGCAAGUCUCAGUCUGGUCUUCCCAGACUUUCCGCCUGGCUGCCUACCCUUGACCAUGUAUUCACACCUCUGCGAUGACAGUCAUAGCGUGUCUUGAUCUGACUGGCCCUCUCCUUCUUGGCCUCGGAACUGCUGGCGAAGACCUUGGUGGUAUAAGCGUGUGGGCGCUCAUGUUGGGUGAAAGCGGUUCCAAUGCUGAUCUGGUGCCGUGCCUUCCAGUCUGCGAAAAAGCUAGCCCUGAGGUAGAAUACCAGUCGAUUUCGCUUAUCUUGCGUAAAUACCCGAUCCUCUGGGAUCCCACACGCAUGGGCAGUUUCUAUAAUGACUGGCCUCAGGGGCGUUGUUGCGAGUAGGUGUGCCGCCAUCAUCAUCCUCAUCUCCAUCGAUACUGACAAGGUCGUCUUCGUAAUCCACUUCGUGGUCGUGGUCUUCGUUGUC
This is a messenger RNA of Gamsiella multidivaricata, 504 nucleotides long. RefSeq lists its product as uncharacterized. The transcript is spliced from 2 exons. The record is from RefSeq and is a predicted model, not a curated record. NCBI's taxonomy places the organism in Eukaryota, Fungi, Mortierellomycota, Mortierellomycetes, Mortierellales, Mortierellaceae. Bases 141 to 419 code for a protein of 92 amino acids.